AUUAUUCAAACCUAUACAUUUGGUCACUGGAAAUAGCUAUCAGUGUCUAAAGAUGGUUGAUUUAUGUGCAGAUCCUUAUUCAUUUACAUCCUUAUUCAUGUUGGACAUACUGGUGCAUGUCCCAGUACUAGUAAAAUAAUGUGUGAGCCAACCUAGCAGGCAAGUGAGCUGGCCACUUUCCUGCGGAUCUCCAGGAGAACUCCUGUUGUUGUUCAGCUGGCACAUGCUCCUCUUGAAGGACACCACUUCUACAUACUCCACCCUUUGACCCAGUUUCUACCAAAAGUUGGCACCACGAGUAUGGCAUUGCACACACUGCAGAAGCUUUGCAGUGUCUGAAAUCUGUCUCAGCAACUUUCAGACUAUUUAAUUCACCCUGGAAGAAGCAGGGAUGGUGGAACACGCUUGCAAGGACGGUACCAAGUUCAUUCUCUCUUUUCCACCCAGACUACACAGAUUCAUACAGACCUUCAGAGGCCAUUGUGACUGCCUAGGACAGAACAGCAGGGGCCACUGCAGAGGCUUCAGGCAAGGUGACACUCCACUCGGAAGAGUGCUUAGCUGGGGGCUUUCUGGUAACUGGGUCCACUUUAUGAUUAAAAAAGGUAGCCCUCUGACAUUUGUGACGUACACAAGAAGAGAACAAAGGGAACCCCACAUUCCUCUUGUUUAAAUAUUUAAAUGUCAGACUAAAUACCUAUAAAAAAUAUGUCCUUUCCUCCUACCAAAACUAUACUGUUGAAUAAUAGUCAAAUUGAAAUGUUUGUUUAAAGUUAUGGUUUCUACAUUCUGAUAUUUAGCAAAACAUAAGACGCAUUCAAAUGUUUUUAUCUCUUUACACUUUAGACAUUCUUGUAAAUGAGCCAGUAAUCUUUCAGAGGUUGAUAACAUCAAAGUACAUAAUUUAUAAACAUAAUUUACAAAUUACUUUUCUUCAUAACUGUGUUCUUAUUUUCAUCAGAAAAUUAUCACCUAUUAAGUUGCUAUAAUUAAGAUUUUCACUGGGUCUGGUGGUUCAUGCCUGUGAUACCAGGACUUGGGAGACUGACACGGUAGAUUUGCUGUGAGUUUGAGGCCAGCCUAAGUUUCAUGAUAAUGAAGGCAUGAUAUUCCUUCUACUUCGGCUUCAAAUUGAUACCUAGAAAAAUGUUCGUGACGGGGUGUGAACUACGUCAUUGUUAAACCACUGCAACUUAAUUCUACAUAUCUUAUGAUUAUCCACUGUCAGAUUACCUAUUUCUUAUUUCAGUCCUGCACUGCUGGGGAAGACAUCACUAUGUGUAGAACACACUUAUGGGUAUCAUGAAGUGGAUAUCUUGAAGAAGCCUAAUUCGGCACAACCACAUGGCUUUGAUCGGUCCGUGUUUCAGUACAUGCAGGAGUUUAACAAUAUGCUAAUGUAUUUAUGGGAUGACCACGGACUACCGCCAUAGCCGCUGCAUGAGACAAAUGGCAUUCCUUUAGAGUGAAACCACCUGCAUUUCCUUGUCUGGAUGACAAGCACGUGCCAAAGGCGAAGACAGCAAAAGCACAAGUGAAAUAGAGGUGAAUGACAGGCAGGAACCAGAAACGCCUCGCCUACACAUGUUUGUCCACAAACUCCCCUUCUUUUCGGUCCACUUUCCCACGAUGCAUCCGGCAGAGCAGAGAUAAGCGCGUAGAAAACUGGCCGCUGAUGCAGUCUCCAUGGCCAACGCUAAGCAUAAGCACAUUGUAUCUCCUGUUCGUGUGGCUGGGUCCGAAGUGGAUGAAAGACCGGGAGCCAUUUCAAAUGCGCUUAGUGCUCAUCAUCUAUAAUUUUGGCAUGGUUUUGCUUAACCUUUUCAUCUUCAGAGAGCUGUUCAUGGGAUCCUACAACGCAGGAUACAGCUAUAUUUGCCAGACAGUGGAUUAUUCUAAUAACGUCAAUGAAGUCAGGAUAGCUGCUGCCUUAUGGUGGUACUUUGUAUCAAAAGGAGUGGAGUAUUUGGAUACUGUGUUUUUCAUCCUGAGGAAGAAAAACAACCAGGUCUCUUUCCUUCACGUGUACCAUCACUGCACCAUGUUCACACUGUGGUGGAUCGGAAUCAAGUGGGUGGCAGGCGGCCAAGCGUUUUUUGGGGCCCAGAUGAAUUCUUUCAUCCACGUGAUCAUGUACUCGUACUACGGGCUGACUGCAUUUGGCCCCUGGAUCCAGAAAUAUCUUUGGUGGAAGCGAUACCUGACCAUGCUGCAGCUGGUCCAGUUCCAUGUGACCAUUGGGCACACGGCGCUGUCUCUCUACACCGACUGCCCCUUCCCCAAGUGGAUGCACUGGGCUCUGAUCGCCUAUGCAAUCAGUUUCAUAUUCCUCUUUCUCAACUUCUACACGCGGACAUACAAUGAGCCCAAGCAGUCCAAAGCGGGAAAGACGGCCACGAAUGGUAUUUCAGCAAACGGUGUGAACAAGUCAGAAAAGCAGCUAGUGCUAGAAAAUGGGAAACCCCAGAAAAACGGAAAGCCAAAAGGAGAGUAGACUGACCUGGGCCUCACCCGGCUGACAGUGAGGAAACUCCUGUGUCAUAGAAACUUUCAGGGGCAACAGAAGCAGAGGGUCUGGGGUGGGGAGAGAGGCAGAUGUGGUCUGUGCGCCUUCAGACUGAGCACACCUUUUACAAAUGGUACCCAGAUGUUUUAUUUAUGAAGUUUUUAUUUUAAACAUUUUUUAUUAGCCUUGAUGUUGUCCAGACCAAAGCAAUCCCACUGUGACCUUGGAGCCCCUCCUCUUAUUCACACUCACCUGUCGAGUGGGUGAAAAUGUCACCCGUCUUACACUCACCCCUUCUUCAGUCUGAAUUUUAGAUGAUCAUAGAAACACAAUUUUAUGAAAUUUUUUUUUUUUUUUGGCUAAAAUCACUAGUUCCCUACUGGUUGCAAAUCUGACAUUUUCUUGUCCAGAGAUAAACUGUGGAUACAUUUGAAUUUGAAUUCACUUAUUGACCCUUGUGGUAAAAUCUCUCCACCCGUAGUCAGAAUAUUCCCUUUUGGCUGUAAUUAAAUUUGAAAACUCUGCUAAUCUCUGUAGAAUCUUAGAGGCUUGAUGAUGAUGAUGAUGAUGAUGGUGUUGGUAAAAAUAAGAAAGAAUAACAAUAAAAUCCUGUCUUGUGACCCAAAGGCCACCAUGACGUACGGCACAAAUCACUGUGGGAAACAAUUUUUUUUUUUUAUUUUUGUGAUGAGGAAGGAAGAUAGCCUUUGAAUACUCCUAUUAUUAGCAGAAAUGUAUUAUGAGGAUCAAGAUUAUUGAAUGAUUGAAACAACUCAUGUUUUUGUUAGUAACAUCUACGGUAGUCACAUUUACAUGCAGUUAGAAUGCUAAGGGUAUAUAUUGAUUUUAUCAGGCUUUCCUUGUUUUGAUUUGUGGCUGUUGCUGAUUUUUCAUAUGUGGACAUACACCUACCUCUUCUGUUGGAAAGAACAUUUAAAUACAACAAAAUGAAAUAAAUUUUACUUAAAAAAAUCAAGGAGUCUUCUAAUGUAAAAUUUAAUUUUAACUUUCAAACUUGCUUUUUUUGUUUAUUUUAUUAUUUCAUUUAUGAAUAGCACACACCAAGCAUUUCUGCGAUGUUACCCAUCUCUUUCAAUGUGUCUAAUUUUGAGCGACGCUUAACUUCCCUUGUGACUACGUUGCAGAAAUCUUCUCUAUAACUAGAAAUGAAGUAUAAAUGCAUUUUGGUGCAAUACCUUGACUCCUUGGUGCUAAUGAUCGGUACAUCAGUGCUUGCCGUUACAAGGUGUUACUUGUUAAUGCAAGACGAGAGAAAUGGGAGACCGAGGCUGGUCUCUCAAAUCAAAUUUGGUGUUUACAAAAGAUGUAACAGAAACGAACAACUGGAAAAAAGACGGAUUUCAUGAAAUAGAAGCGAACAGCUGAAAAGCUGCGGAAGAGACGUUGUUCCACAUUGUUUUUAUAUAGAUUAAUUUGUUGGUAUGUCACAGAGGGAUCAUAUGGAAAGAAAAAAAUGUGACAAAUCGCAUGAAUAUUUCUAAACCUUCCAACUUGUCAAAACUGCAUGUGUAGGAUGUCUGCUGUGUGUACAGACUUUCUGAAUAUUUUGUAAACUAUAUUUAUUGUGCAUUGAGAUUGCAUUUCCCCCGAAGGCAUGCAGUCAUGAGCAUUGCAGAAAAUUAGCAACACAUACAGUAUCAGUGCCGUCUAAGAGGCUCAACACUUUGUUUCUCGCCAGUGUGUAAUGACUAGAGAUGUGUGAAUCUUUGUGAACAUUCUGUACUGGCUUCCCGGACCCCUUCAUUCCCUGCUCUCAGAUUUCAGCACAAUAAAUAUACUACUGAUGUGGGAAAAGUGA
Molecule: messenger RNA, 4325 nt
Organism: Arvicola amphibius (Eurasian water vole)
Lineage: Eukaryota; Metazoa; Chordata; Mammalia; Rodentia; Cricetidae
Gene: Elovl4
Product: ELOVL fatty acid elongase 4
Exons: 9
Coding region: 1550-2494 (314 amino acids)
Biological process (GO): very long-chain fatty acid biosynthetic process; sphingolipid biosynthetic process; fatty acid elongation, polyunsaturated fatty acid
Cellular component (GO): endoplasmic reticulum membrane; endoplasmic reticulum
Molecular function (GO): fatty acid elongase activity
Source: RefSeq, a predicted model, not a curated record